Messenger RNA from Planococcus citri (citrus mealybug), 2616 nucleotides. RefSeq lists its product as uncharacterized. The transcript is spliced from 9 exons. The coding region runs from base 313 to 2151 and encodes 612 amino acids. Gene Ontology annotation, biological process: regulation of transcription by RNA polymerase II. NCBI's taxonomy places the organism in Eukaryota, Metazoa, Arthropoda, Insecta, Hemiptera, Pseudococcidae. The record is from RefSeq and is a predicted model, not a curated record. Gene Ontology annotation, molecular function: RNA polymerase II cis-regulatory region sequence-specific DNA binding; DNA-binding transcription factor activity, RNA polymerase II-specific. Gene Ontology annotation, cellular component: nucleus.
GAAUAUAGAGUUACCUAAAAACAUGUAUGAAACUUUGAAUUUCGUCAUAAUGAGACAGAUGAAUGAAAUAAAAGUCAUACUCUGAACCUAACACCUACCCUCAGUACGUAUUAAAUUUGAGUGGGUACUAGUACUUAUGUCCUGCAAGAAGUACUUUCAAACAGCAAUAGUACAAAAAUUGAAGAAGUAGGAACAUAAUAUAUUAUUAUUAUACAUAGACAUAGACACACGAUCAGCGAAAACACAUAUUGUAACAACCAGAAAGUAUCCCCUAUUUGAAAAAAAAAAUGUAAUUAAUAUCAGUCCGCUGACAUGUAUGUACGUACGUUCGUAAGUAUGUACGUCUACGUACUACGUAUUGCAUCGUGUCCCUAUAAAGAUACAAUCCUCAAAGAGCGGGGACAUGCGUUUCUUUUCUUUAUUUUCAACCACAUGUGUUACAUAAGACUUGCACAAAUGAUAUUCCAAAAUAAUCGAGAGAAAGAGAGAAAGAGAGAGAAAAUGAGUGGUUAUCACUCAUUAAAAUUUUUGAACACUACAGUCUCAAGCAACGGCAUCCAAUUGUCAAAUGUCACUCGUGGUACAAGGUACUGGUGUUCUUACUCUUAUUUUCGUAUCGCGAUGCCUCUCGUAGAUUUCAAUAUGCGCGCCAAACCGAUAAAUUUUCACUUUGAAGAUCGAGAUUCGGAUUUUUUGUACGAUAAAUUCAACGAAUCGAAUAUUAUAAAAAAAGAAGUCGAAUACGAAUCGAUUUCUAGUGACUGCAAUAAUUAUGAUCAGAAUUUGGAAAAUUACAUGCUACAUAAUUUCAAUAUUCAGCCUCCGAUUGUUAAACGUAUGUUACCUUCGAUGGUACCUGGUACGAGGAAUUUUGUCGACUGCCCAGAUGAGUUUGAAAAACAUUCUUCCCUUCAAAAUAUGAUCUCAAAUCAGACUUAUUUGUCGUCUGAUGUACCGAAAUGCGAAGCAAAUGAGAAUUUUGGACAUUUACUAGACUUCUCUGAUUUUUACGAUGAUCUCAACUUGACCACUUCAACCGAUGAAUUGGAAUGUCUCGAUAAUAAUGAUUUCGUAAAUCAACUUUCUGAUAACCAGGUAGUUUUACCCCAAGAUGAAAGUUUAGUCUUGACUGAUCUCGUAGCUGAAUCCUUGUCAGAAGAAACAAAAACAUCCGAAUGUGAAGAUAUUCCUCACUGGACUUCGAAAGAUUCUCAUCAGUGUCACUGGGUCGGAUGCAGUAAAGAACUACUUUCUCAAGAAGCCCUAGUUCAUCACAUCGAAAAAAAUCACGUCGAUUCGAGGAAAUCGGAUGAAUUUGUAUGCUUAUGGCAACCCUGUCCGAGACUUUUGAAACCAUUCAAUGCUCGUUACAAGCUUCUAAUUCAUAUGAGAGUGCAUUCUGGAGAAAAACCUAACAAAUGUCCGUUUUCAGGAUGUACGAAAGCUUUCUCGAGACUGGAAAAUCUUAAAAUUCAUCAGAGAUCUCAUACCGGAGAACGGCCUUAUGCUUGUCAAUUUGCUCAAUGCUCAAAGGCAUUUAGCAACAGUUCAGAUCGAGCGAAACAUCAACGAACCCAUUUUGAUCAGAAACCGUAUGCCUGUCAAAUCGAAGGAUGCAAUAAACGAUACACUGAUCCGAGCUCGUUAAGAAAACAUAUCAAAAUCCAUACUUCAGUAUCUCAAAAACAUAAAACACUUCGUAAAAUUAAUUACGUUAACAUAUCUCCUGUUGUGAAAAAACAAGUCAGUCAGAAUGUUCUAGCAAAAAAAAUGUUUGAGAAAGACAAAUUGAAGUCAAAUAGAAAAUCCAAACAACUAAAAGAACACAUCACUCAUCAAAAAAAUAAAUCACCAGAGUACCAUGCAAUUAAAACUGAGGCAAACGAUUCGUCAUACAUAUUGCCAGAUGAAUUUUCAAUAUAUCCAGACCACGAAUCAUACGACGAUUUUUCAUCGCCUCAAGUUAAAAAUGAGAAAUAUUUCGAUAAUUUACUUACAGAAAAUAUUCGAUGCAAAGAUGAAUUUGAUAUGAUCUCGACGAGUAAAGACUCGAUGAUGUAUUUUGAUCUGGAAAAUGGACUAUUUGGUGAAACUGAGGAUAUUAAAACGCAAGACGCUGAGUUUCAUGAAGAUGGCUUCUUCUAUACUUAGAAAAUUAGUAGAUUAAGAUAAGAAUUAGAUUUCUAGAUUUCGUUUUUAAUAGGUACACUUUAUGGUCUCAUUUUGCUUUCGUGAAUGAUCUCUUUAUGUGAUUGUAUAAUUUGUUUACAUUAUAAGGAAAUCAUUAUCAUUAUAUUGUGUGUGUGUGUGCGUUUUUUAUGCUUGGUACUUAUUAGGCACCUAAUUCUUUCUUCUUUUUUUUUUUAUAUAAAAAUGUGUUCUUUUCUGUACUGUAGGUACCUAUCCCUAAUGUUGGGUUACUUAAUUGUAUGUAUACUUAAGUGUUAUGAGAGUGCCUAUUGAGCAUUUUAAAUGUACAUAUUUUCCAUUUUUUCAAUCCUUCUUUAGAAUAGUUGAAUGUUAGAAAAUGAAAUCACAGUGUUGUAUUAAGAUUUAAGUAGUCAUGUUAUCUUCAAUCAUGAUCUCUUCAUGUUCAAGAUCUGUAAUAAAAUUAUA